Lymnaea stagnalis (great pond snail) is the source of this 15043-nucleotide messenger RNA. The record is from the annotation of a GenBank genome assembly. NCBI's taxonomy places the organism in Eukaryota, Metazoa, Mollusca, Gastropoda, Lymnaeidae.
ACAUUUGACCAGGUGUCACUUGGUAUCAGACCGUAACUUCAGUGGCGAGACAAUUAUGAUUAUCACACUUAUGGCCGCAUGAACUCAUUGGCACGCAAGUUCUGGGACUGUACAGUAACAGUGUGAUUGGAAUGUUGGCGUGGAUAGUCACGGAGAAAUCCGCAGUAUCACAGACUACAACAUUUAUUUGUAGAUUAUGAUUUUAUGUUGUAAUAAAGUUUGUAAUAGUUUUAAAGCAAAAGAUUAAAACUUAUAAUAUAUAUUAAUUUUUUUUGAAAAUGACGCUGGAGAAUAUUUUUGAAGAUGUUGGUGGAUUAAAUAAGUUUCAGCUAUUGAUGAUUCUUGGAAUCUACUGCCUGAAAAUUCCGGUAAGUAAAAGAAAACAUUAAAUAAAUUGUUGAAUCUUUGCAUGAAAAUGUGCAGAAUUGGUGUUCUAAUCGUGUGCUCAUGUUUGAUAAACAUAUUCAAAUUAACACUGUAUAUGUUCUAGCGUAUCAAAGAUGGCAGCUGUCAAAGUCAAUAUUUUCCUCAAAACUUUCUUGAUUCACUAAUUUAAAUGCAGGUUGUCGAUUAAUAAAAUGAGUAGUUAUAGAAUAUUUUUGUAUUCAUCAUCUAAUAAAACUCAUUAAAAAGGAACUAAAGGUAGAAAUAAAAUUUCAAUCUCGUUCUUUAGUUUUCGAUGAAUGUAAUUAUAUGUCUACAUUUAUUGACCCAUCAUUCACAGAUAUACAUUAAAAAAAGUAGGCAUAUAUCGAGUGUCCUGUACAUCUCACAAAUCAAUUUCUACGGAUUAAUUGUUGUAUUAAUUCCAUCGAUCUACUUAUUCAUGCGCGCACUUUUACUAGCUAAGGACUCUGCCAAUUUAACAUUUUAGUUAUCCAUGCUUCAAAAUAUCGUAUAAUACUCCAUCCAAGUAUUUUCAUCUCUACUGUUAUCCAUGCCUUCACAGAGUGGAUGGAGCAUGAUGCAAAUGUCCUUUGCAGGACUGGUUCCCUCAUUUCUCUGUGUGACGGACACUGACGUAACCCCCUAUGAGUUAGAAGGUGAUCCACUCCAUGGCAUGACCAACAGCACUCUGAACGUCUGCCAGGUCAAUGGGUCAGCGUGUAGUCACUACGAGUUCCUGGGCGCGGCUCAUUCCAUUGUAUCUGAGGUGAGGAAGGAUUGCACCGGACGAUAUCGAUACUUCAUUGUGUCCUACGGGAUAAUGAGUUCAGGGCUUCUUCAAGCAUCUAUUCAGAAAAGGGGAGGGGGGGGGGCACUUAAGAUUUCUUCUUUUUUUUGAAGACUUUUUUUUGAAGGGGGGGGGCAGUGCCAGCAGUGCCAGUUGAUUUAUUGUUGGACAUAUUUUUUCUCGGGGAGUGGGGGGGGGACUCUUGGCUUUCCCCGGGGUGCCAUUCCCCGGAGAUAUGGCUGAAAGAAACCCUGGAGGCACUGACACCCCGGAAAAAUCUAAGUGCCCCACAGAGCAAAAUGUAUAAAACAAUACAAUGCAAAUAUACUUUAUAAAAGCUUCUAAACUUUCCUUUCACAAAAAAAUAAAGUAUGGUAACAGUGCCAUUAACUGUUUACAACUUGUAAAUAAUUCAAUGGAACAUCGCUACGCUAAUAUUGACACAGGCUGCACAUUUGAUGAUUAAUAUCUUACUCUUUCAAAACUUGGCCGCACCCGAUUAUAAUCCAAAGUCUUACUUCAUGUUCUUCGCAUAUAUCGGUAUUUUUAUUUAAUUGUAUUUUGUAACUUAACAAGUUUAAAAACUUUCACAACACGAUUUUAAACUACAUUUACAAACUUAUGAAUGUAUGAUAUGAUUGUAUUACAGUUGUCGUUAAGUAUCAAGCAUGUUCAAUUUGUUUUCAAAUUAUAUUUCAUCAUAAGGGCGUGACUUAUAAAGUACGGAUAAAUGUUAAUUAUAAAUUGUAUGUGGCAUCAUGCUUUAAAAAAUAUAGUUAUUAUAUAAUAAUUUUUUUAAUAAUUUUCUAUUUCUUUGAUGUUGAGAUAAAAAAAAAAGAAAACUUUAAACAAGAAAUGUUUUUUUAAUACCAAAAAUUAAGAGCAAAAACAUGAGCAAAAAUAUAGCGCUCGUUUCAGCAACUAUAAUUUCGAAAAUUUUUGUGUUUUCCUUAAAUGUGCUACUUUUGUAAUAAAGUUUCUUGAAUAACAGGGCUUUUUUUUUUGAUUAGCCAAUAUUUUGUACAUUCCCAAUGAGUUUCUCUUUUUAAUAUCAUAAUAAUAAAGAAUCUGCCUGAAGUUUUAAAAAAAUAUUAUUUUUUUAGAUGAAAAUGCAGAAGAAAGCAAUCACGCACGCACGGACACACACACACACACACACGCACGCACACGCCCCCCCCCACACACACACGCACACACACACACCGACACACACGAAAGUUGAAGUGAAAUAGCAUUUCGAUAAUGAUGCUGAAUCCAUUCUGUGGGAGGUACUCAGUUUAGAAGUAAGUGUUCGUCCUCAAGGCGUUAGUUCUAUGAAUUUCUUUCUUUUUUAUAUGUUUUUUUAAGUAUAUUGACGAGACAAUUUGCAUUUAUUUAUUUGCAAAAAGCUUUAGUAGUUUGAAAUUUCAAAAAAUUAUUAUAAUCAACUGAAUUUUGAAACUUAUUGUAUUUUUAAUAGAUUUGAAAAAAUAUAUAUUUCCUUCAUAUAAAUAAAUCAUUAACAAAUAUAAUAAUAUGAUGUAAUUGUAAACAUCUCAUGCCCUCUUAACUCAAAUAUAAUGUUCAUAUACGAUUUACAAUAAAGACCAGUUCUUGAAAACCAUACAAAUGUAUAUACCUUUUUCCAAAACAGUUUUUUUUUCCGCCAUGAUUCUAAUGAAACUUGAAAAUCUUUAGAACAGUUAAUUAUUACAAGAAUUUUUUUUUCUCGUUUGGAUUCUAUAUUUAAAAUGAAGCUAGCAACUUUUUGUGCUGAAAAAUUUUUUGGAAGGUAUUUUUUUAAAAAUAUUUUUUCAACUCAUUAAUUUUGUAGGAGUUUACACUAUAAAUAGAUUAAAUAAAAACUCAAAGAAAUAUAAGAACAAGGUUUGCCACACUUUAAUUCAUAAACAGGACAAACCAUUUUUCCGUUUCGAGUUACAGCUUUCAUCCGAAAAGAAGACACAAAGAAGUAUAGCAAGUAUAGAAAGUAUAGCAAGUAUAGCAAGUAUAGCAAGUAUCAGAUAACAAUAAAAAAAAUUUUUGGAUAUUUCCUUUUGUUGCCGGAAGUAGGUUUACAGAAAGUGAAAGAAUAUAAAUAUGGGUAUUGGGAAAUAUGAGAAUAAGGUAGAUAAUCUUAACAGACCAAAAUAUUUAGGGCUACAAAAAAUCUAAGAAAUAAGAAAAUAAAAGAAUAAAACAGGGAAAUUGAGAAACAUUAAUAAGAGACUAUUUGAUUCAUACCAUGUGGAGAUAUGGCAACGAAAAGAUGAAAAAAUGUGUUUUCCAUUUUCACUCUCUCUUGUGUGUUCGUGCAAAACAUUAGUGCCGUAAUGGAUUCAUCUAAUGCACCAUUUUGUUGCCCUCUGUUAAAGUGUGAAGAGACUGGGGAAAGUUUACCUUGUUCAAUAUCCCGAAGAUAUUCUGUGAAGCUAUCUGCCCAUCUUCUCCCUGUUUCGCCCAAGUGACUCUCGAAUGCCGUCUACAAAACGCAACACUCUUCCUUCAAGCUGAUCAGUGUCACCUUACGGUGUUGAAUAUAAGGUUUUUCCAAAUGAUUAUUACCGUGAAAGAAAUAACUCUGCAGUUAUCCGAAGAUGCCGCACCUCGAUAUAAUAAAAUUGACAUGUAAGAGGGCCACCCCAUUCACCUCCAUUUCUACGCCUCUGGCAAAGUGUAGCUACAUUGUUUUGGACCAGGAGAAAAUAUUCCUUUUUACGCUGCCCCCUCAUCUCCGAAAUUGAAACCUAUUUUUUUUUCCAUUACAUACAAACCAAAACUUAUUUUGGCACCCACGCUAGUUUGAUGCCCGGGGACAUCAGUCCCCUCUGCCCCAUCAGCUACGCACAUAGUCACAGCCACUGACCCCCUCCCCCCCCAAAAAAAAAAAAAUCUAAAAACCCCCAAGAGGUAAUUCUCUGAAAGAAACACUGAUUAAUGACUAAGCUUCUUCUUCUCUUGACUUUCAAUCUGGCAGUGGAACCUAGUCUGUGACAAGAAAUGGGUCAAGGCGACAGUGACGUCCAUUCAAAUGGCCGGGGUGUUGGUAGGCGCAGCCACGUCCGGUCAGCUCGGGGACUAUUUCGGGCGAAAGAAGACUACAUACGGGUUCUUUUUGGCUCAUCUUUUCUUCAAUGUCAUCGCAGCUUUUUCUGUCAACUGGGAGAUGUUCGCUUGUGCGAGAUUUCUCAUAGGCAUCACAAUUGGUAUGUUAAUUAACAUUGAAGCGAAGAGCUUUGAGAUUGUAUAGUUAAUUAACAUAGAAAAAUACCGGUAGUUCGUUAAUAUCAAAGACUGUUAUACAUUAUCUAUAUAUAUAUAUAAAUAUAAGAAUAAGCAAAUGAACAAUCUCAAAUCUAAAUUUUGAAUGAAACUCAAAAAAGAAAAUUGUUAUUAAUUUCAAAAGAGAAAAAUUUUUAACUUGCAAAUAAAAAGAGUUAAGUUUCAUUGACAAAACUGAUCAAGUAUUUGGUCCUUUUUAAAAGUAAAAUUAAUAAAUAAAAUCGAUUGCCUUUUGGAUUGUUGAUAUUUCACAUUUAAUAAGUUUUUACUUAUUUUACGUUACAAAAAUAUACUAUCAUCAAAUUGAUAAAUUUAUCAAAAAUUAACGUUUAAAAAUAAUCUUAAUAUAUACAUUUGAAACUUCCCACAGACUAUUAAUAGUCUAAUUAAAUAAUCCCAUUUAAAAUAAUUAUUUUUUAUUAAUAUUAUUUUUUACUUGAACAAUUCCAAUCACCAUAGGAUCUUCUCUCGUGAUGACAGUUCCCUAUUGUAGUGAGUAUUUGCCCCCAAAAUGGCGGUCUCUGGUCCCAGUGAUUCCUGUGUGGAGUAUCGGCACCUCCUUGUUUGCAUUAGCGGCUUAUUUUCUCCAAGACUGGGCGCACCUGCAUUUUGCAUUAGUUGCUCUCUGUGUUCCGUGGCUGUUUGGAUAUUUGUACGUUGUAGACUUAAUUUCUGUGUUUUUAGAUACGUAUACCUUGUUCAUAUUCAAGAAGUUGUGAAGCUACAGGAGAAAUUGUGGUGCUGUGUACUUGUGGAUUUAAUUUAAAGAUGAGCUCUGCUAAAUUAUGAAGCGCUGUGGUUUAACAUUUUGACUCGACUUUCAAUGGUUAAUUUUCGAUUGAUUUAUUUAAAAUAAAUUCUCUUUAGUUGUACACGUUUGAUAGGAUAAUUUAUUAACCUAUGGUUACACCAUAGCUGUAAAUAUAACGGAGGGUACGGUAGUCUAAUGAACAGUUAUCUUUACAUUGAUGAACUAUGGAAGCUUUGAAUUGAAUUGAAUAUUUAUAUAAUAGCUCUUGUAUCCAUGCUACGCUAGCACGCUCACAGCGCUCUCAUGUUCUUAAAAUCUAUUUACAUAAAAAAUUAUUUAAAUGUUUCUUAAAUUAUUUUUCAUCAUUUUCAAUUUCCAUCAAGGAUUGGGGCAAACUGUUCCAUAAUUUUGGCGCUAUCGCUUCAAAAGAACGCACUCAGUAAGACUUUUGUUUGUGUUUCUCCACACUUGAAACUCCCAGUAAGGACUAUGUUGAAGACCGCAGUUCUUUAAGGAUGCGUGUUUAUAAAUCAGUUCCUUAAGAUAUUCUAUACAAGCUGUACUGCAGGGACAGAGCCUUCUAUACAAGCUGUAUGGCAGGGACAGAGCCUUCUAUACAAGCUGUACGGCAGGGACAUAGCCUUCUAUACAAGCUGUACGGCAGGGACAGAGCCUUCUAUACAAGCUGUACGGCAGGGACAGAGCCUUCUAUACAAGUUGUACGGCAGGGACAGAGCCUUCUAUACAAGCUGUACGGCAGGGACAGAGCCUUCUAUACAAGCUGUACGGCAGGGACAGAGCCUUCUAUACAGCUGUACGCCAGGGACAGAGCCUUCUAUACAGCUGUACGCCAGGGACAGAGCCUUCUAUACAGCUGUACGCCAGGGACAGAGCCUUCUAUACACGACAUGCGGUCCCUGUCUCGCUUCUAUACAGCUGUACGCCAGGGACAGAGCCUUCUAUACAGCUGUACGCCAGGGACAGAGCCUUCUAUACAGCUGUACGCCAGGGACAGAGCCUUCUAUACUGCUGUACGCCAGGGACAGAGCCUUCUAUACAGCUGUACGCCAGGGACAGAACUUUGUAGUCAAUGCGCUCACUCACAGGAACCCAAUGGAGUUCUCUAAGAACUGGGGUGAUGUGGUCAGAUUUCUUUAUUCGCGAUACAAUGCGUGCUGCAGUAUUUUGUACCUUCUGGAGUCUCUGAAUUUGAUUCUGGGGUAAGCCCCAAAAAGAACUGUUACAGUAAUCUAAUCUUGACUGGAUUAGAGUUACUGCUUCAUCAUUGGCUUAUUGAGUUUAGGAUGCAGUUGACCCAGGACUCGUAGACGACAGGAGCAUGCCCUGACCACAGAACUGAUAUGGGGAAUCAUUCUAAGUUUACUGUCAAUAUAUAAGCCAAGUUCUCUGACAGUGGAGGACAACAGGAUCUCAGAAUCACCAACUUUUAUUGACGUGAUGGCAACCUGCCGAAGAUUGGCGUUCGAACCACAAUUAAUUGCAUCAGUCUUAUCAUCAUUCAAUUUGUUUGAUGACAUCCAUUCGUUCAGAACAAGCUUCAUUGACAAUGUCUUAAAUUUCACCAGAAAGCACUAAAUAAUAUCGCUUUAAACAAAGUUACCACGUUGUCCUCAUGACGCAUUGCUUGGGUCGGGUGAUUAGAAACUUUAUUAAUACAUUUAAUUAAUACAAAGCAUCUCCCCAUAUAAGGAUUCAAGGAAGUAUUCUUUAAACCAACAUUUCUUUCCUAUCGAUUUCGACAGUUAUUUUCCAGAAAGUGUUCGUUGGCUAGCUGUUCAGGGGCGUAUCAAGGAGGCGUAUAAAGUUGUUGAGCAAAUGGCCAGAACUAAUGGUAAACUCGUCCCGCCUUACACAAUGGCCACCUUGCAGGUAACUCAUUUUAUUCUGUCGCUAGUCUAAAUUUUGCAUGAAGUAAGCCUCCAGAAAAUGAGGAAAAAAAACUGUUUAAAAUUGUGUAUUAGUAUUUUUUUUGUUUAUAUAUGUUAUUGUUGUUUCCAGGAAAUCGAUAAGACGGAAAGAGAAGGACGAAAAUCUGGGAAGACAUAUUCCUACAUCGAUGUCUUCAGAGGCCGACAGAUGGCUAAAAUUUCGAUUAUCUUUUGUUUUCAAUGGUUGGUCCUUAGAUCUGUGUUAGUGGGUCUCAGGUCUUUACUUUUUUUUUUAUCACAUUCAAUCUAUAGCUAAACGUGUAUUCACUACCAUUUUGUUUCACAUUUCAUACUUCUGUGUACUACAGAACUAUAUGAUUUUGCACAAGUUUGAUCAAACGCUUUUAUUUUUAAAAAAACAACUUUGAUUUGUAAAUUACAUCGAAUGCUACAUCUAUUGCCUUGAUUGUGCCAUGCUACAUCUACUGCCUUGAUUGUGCCAUGCUACAUCUACUGCCUUGAUUGUGCCAUGCUGCAUCUACUGCCUUGAUUGUGCCAUGCUGCAUCUACUGCCUUGAUUGUGCUAUGCUACAUCUACUAACUUGAUUGUGACAUGCAACAUGUACUGCCCUGAUUGUGCCAAGUUACUAGAAUUUAAAAUGUAAUGCAAUUUUACUGCUGUAAUGCGAUUCGAUCUCCACUAAAACUAAAUACAACUAAAUAUUAAUAAACUCCGCUUCAUAAGAAGGCUGGCUCCCGCGAACAAUUCACUAAACAUUCUCUAAAAGUUCAACAAAUAUGCACCAAAUCUUCACCGAAUAUCCAACAUGCAUCCACCAAACAUUCACUUUCAUCUACCCUUUACAAACCGAGAUGAUUUCACUUAACCAAAGCAACAGUCAUUGCAUAUGUGUGUCUUAUGAUUUCACUUAACCAAAGCAACAGUCACUGCAUAUGUGUGUCUUAUGACCUAGGAAAGAGUUCGGACCAGCGCAAACAAGCAAAGGCAAAACAAAAGUUAAUGUUAUCCACAGGAUGACCAUCUCCAUGGUGUUUUACGGACUGUCCUUUGGUGUGUCCAGUUUUGCUGGCAAUCUCUAUCUGAAUAUUUUCAUCAUGGCCAGCGUGGAAAUACCUACAAACUUGAGUGUUUUGUACUGGAACAAUAGGCAAGUAUAUUUAACUUAUGCAAUGUUCGGUAUGUGUUUGUACUGGAACAAUAGGCAAGUAUAUUUAACUGAGGCAAUGGUCGGUAUGUGUUUGUACUGGAACAAUAGGCAAGUAUAUUUAACUGAGGCAAUGUUCGUUAUGUGUUUGUACUGGAACAAUAGGCAAGUAUAUUUAACUGAGGCAAUUGUCGGUAUGUGUUUGUACUGGAACAAUAGGCAAGUAUAUUUAACUGAGGCAAUGUUCGGUAUGUGUUUGUACUGGAACAAUAGGCAAGUAUAUUUAACUGAGGCAAUGGUCGGUAUGUGUUUGUACUGGAACAAUAGGCAAGUAUAUUUAACUGAGGCAAUGGUCGGUAUGUGUUUGCACAGGAACAAUAGGCAAGUAUAUUUAACUGAGGCAAUGGUCGGUAUGUGUUUGUACUGGAACAAUAGGCAAGUAUAUUUAACUGAGGCAAUGGUCGGUAUGUGUUUGUACUGGAACAAUAGGAAAGUAUAUUUAACUGAGGCAAUGGUCGGUAUGUGUUUGUACUGGAACAAUAGGCAAGUAUAUUUAACUGAGGCAAUGUUCGGUAUGUGUUUUGUACUGGAACAAUAGGCAAGUAUAUUUAACUGAGGCAAUGGUCGGUAUGUGUUUGUACUGGAACAAUAGGCAAGUAUAUUUAACUGAGGCAAUGGUCGGUAUGUGUUUGUACAGGAACAAUAGGCAAGUAUAUUUAACUGAGGCAAUGGUCGGUAUGUGUUUGUACAGGAACAAUAGGAAAGUAUAUUUAACUGAGGCAAUAUUCGGUAUGUGUUUGUACUGGAACAAUAGGCAAGUAUAUUUAACUGAGGCAAUGGUCGGUAUGUGUUUGUACUGGAACAAUAGGCAAGUAUAUUUAACUGAGGCAAUGUUCGUUAUGUGUUUGUACUGGAACAAUAGGCAAGUAUAUUUAACUGAGGCAAUUGUCGGUAUGUGUUUGUACUGGAACAAUAGGCAAGUAUAUUUAACUGAGGCAAUGUUCGGUAUGUGUUUGUACUGGAACAAUAGGCAAGUAUAUUUAACUGAGGCAAUGGUCGGUAUGUGUUUGUACUGGAACAAUAGGCAAGUAUAUUUAACUGAGGCAAUGGUCGGUAUGUGUUUGCACAGGAACAAUAGGCAAGUAUAUUUAACUGAGGCAAUGGUCGGUAUGUGUUUGUACUGGAACAAUAGGCAAGUAUAUUUAACUGAGGCAAUGGUCGGUAUGUGUUUGUACUGGAACAAUAGGAAAGUAUAUUUAACUGAGGCAAUGGUCGGUAUGUGUUUGUACUGGAACAAUAGGCAAGUAUAUUUAACUGAGGCAAUGUUCGGUAUGUGUUUUGUACUGGAACAAUAGGCAAGUAUAUUUAACUGAGGCAAUUGUCGGUAUGUGUUUGUACUGGAACAAUAGGCAAGUAUAUUUAACUGAGGCAAUGUUCGGUAUGUGUUUUGUACUAAGACUAACGUCAUGUGUGUUACACGUCUGACUAGCAUUUCUCAAUUGUACGCUCUUUGUACGCUUAAUACAAAAUUACAAUUAAACAUUAACUCUACAGAUUACUUUUCUCAACACUCGCCCCUGAAAUCUAAUGAUAACCACAUGAGUUAUUAUGCCAUGUAAAUCUAAAGGAAUCUUAAAUGCCCUAUAAUACAAUACAUGUACUAUGAACCACUAAAUGUCUAAUGAUAAAAUACAUGCACUAUGAAUCACCAAAUGUUCAAUUAUAAAAUACAUGUCUUAUGAAACACUUGAUGUCCAACGAUAAAAUACAUGUACUAUGAAACAAUAAAUGUCCAAUGAUAAAAUACUUGUACUAUGAAAUACUAAAUUUUCAAUGAUAAAAUACGUGUACUCUGAAACAAAAAAUGUCCAGUGAUAUAAUACAUAUAUCAUGAACUACUAAAUGCCUUAUGAUACAAUGCAAGUACCAUAAUCCACUAAAUGUCUUAUGAUACAAUGCAUGUACCAUGAACUACUAAAUGUCUUAUGAUACAAUGCAUGUACCAUGAACUACUAAAUGUCUUAUGAUACAAUGAAUGUACCAUGAACUACUAAAUGUCGUAUGAUACAAUGCAUGUACCAAGAACUACUAAAUGUCUUAUGAUACAAUGCAUGUACCAUGAACUACUAAAUGUCUUAUGAUACAAUGCCUGUACCAAGAACUACUAAAUGUAUUAUGAUACAAUGCAUGUACCAUAAUCCACUAAAUGUCUUAUGAUACAAUGCAUGUACCAUAAUCCACUAAAUGUCUUAUGAUACAAUGCAUGUACCAUGACUACUAAAUGUCCUAUGAUACAAAGCAUGUUGAAUAAAACACCUAUGCCCUAUGACAAAAUGCCUUUUUACCCAUCUGGGGCUCAAUCCGUCCACAAGAAUGUUUCAUUAAUAACGGUCCAAUGCUUUCCUUUCCAGAUGCUUUCAGGUGUACCCCAUACUUCGCGUGUCUGCCUCUAGUUCGCGCCUCCAUGUAUUCUUUGGCCUUUCUCUCCUUUUUCCGUGUGGAUUCCAUUUUAGGGAUUGUCUGGUUAUGGUAUCUGGAAUUUUUCAGAGAGUAUGUCCUAUCUAUCUCCAUCAUUUCUUAUGAGUCUUAAUCAACGGGCACCUGGUAAGUCCUUUCUAAUAGAUCUUUUUUGGGGAUGGUAUUUGGCCAUUUGAUGUUCAGGAUCUUUCUAAGGCAUUCUUUUAUGAAGGUCUGUACAUUCUGCGUAAUGCUCGCUGUUGUUUUCCAAGUUUCUAUUCCAUAUAGUAGGACCGCUUGACAGUUGUGUUAAAGAUUCUGACUUUGGUUUGCAGCUUCAAAAUUUUCGGCUCCCAUAUUUUCUUUAAUAGCACAAAUGCUGAUCUAUAUACUAUGAACUACUAAAUGUCCUAAGAUGCAAUGUAGUUCAUCUGUGUUAUUAAAUCAUAUGAUGCAUUUCAGUCACAUGAUAGAAUUCCUGUAUAUAACAAAUAUGAACAUUUCAGUCAUAUGAUAGAAUUCCUGUAUAUAACAGAAGAGCAUUGACAGGUUGGAGACGGUCCAGCGACGAGCAGCACGUUUUGUCCUAAACCGCUACAGGAAUACCUCUAGUGUUGGCAGCAUGCUAGAAACACUAGGCUGGUCACCAUUGGAGAAACGACGACAAUCCAGGCUCUCCAUGAUGUACAAGAUAAAUAAUGGACUGGUCCACUGUUCCAGUAUUAAACAGAAACUCGUCCCUCUCCCCCAUAGACACUGACGAGGCCAUGACAGGCAAUUGAGGCUCAUACCAGCAAGAAGUUAUUAUAGGAACUGCUCAUUCCUGCCCAAGACAAUCCGGGACUGGAACCAUCUUUCAAAAGGAAAAGUUGAGGCGACAACACUAGACACAUUUGUGUCUAUUGCCUCAAGCCUUCAAACCCCUAGUGCAUAAUUAUUUCCUCAUCACCACCAGUAACAGAAACAUUGCAAAUCCCAUCUACAUGCAUAGGAGCCAAAAUGAUCAAUAAAUUGAUCGUGGGCCCUUAAGAUAUAGAAGAAGAAGAAGAAUGAACAUUUCAGUAAUUUGAUAGAAUUCCUUUAUAUAACACAUAUGAACAUUUCAGUCAUAUGAUAUAAUUCCUGUAUAUAACACAUAUGAACAUUUCAGUCAUAUGAUAGAAUUCCUGUAUAUAACACAUAUGAACAUUUCAGUCAUAUGAUAGAAUUCCUGUAUAUAAUACAUAUGAACAUUUCAGUCAUAUGAUAGAAUUCCUGUAUAUAACACAUAUGAACAUUUCAGUCAUAUGAUAGAAUUCCUGUAUAUAACACAUAUGAACAUUUCAGUCAUAUGAUAUAAUUCCUGUAUAUAACACAUAUGAUGCAUUUCAGGCAUAUGAUAGAAUUCUUUUAUAUAACACAUAUGAACAUUUCAGUCAUAUGAUAGAAUUCCUUUAUAUAACACAUAUGAACAUGUCAGUCAUAUGAUAGAAUUCCUUUAUAUAACACAUAUGAACAUUUCAGUCAUAUGAUAGAAUUCCUUUAUAUAACACAUAUGAACAUUUCAGUAAUAUGAUAGAAUUCCUUUAUAUAACACAUAUGAACAUUUCAGUCAUAUGAUGUAAUUCCUUUAUAUAAUACAUAUGAACAUCUCAGUCAUAUGAUAGAAUUCCUUUAUAUAACAAAUGAACACUUCAGUCAUAUGAUAGAAUUCUUUUAUAUAACACAUAUGAACAUUUCAGUCAUAUGAUAGAAUUACUUUAUAUAACACAUAUGAACAUUUCAGUCAUAUGAUAGAAUUUCUGUAUAUAACACAAAUGAACAUUUCAGGCAUAUGAUAGAAUUCCUUUAUAUAACACAAAUGAACAUUUCAGGCAUAUGAUAGAAUUCCUUUAUAUAACACAUAUGAACAUUUCAGGCAUAUGAUAGAAUGCCUUUAUAUAACACAUAUGCACAUUUCAGAUUCGGACGACGUAAGACAACUAGUACAUUCCUAAUGUUGUCCUGUCUAUCAAGUUUCGGAUGUCUGGCUGCUCGUUUUGCUGGUGAGGUCACUUCAGUCUUGUCACUGUACAUUUCAAAGUUGAGACAUUCUAAGACAGUACACUAAAGAUUGUCACAAAAUUUUUAAAACAAAUAUAAGAAAUUAAUCAAGCAAAUAAAAAAGGAACAGAUAAACUUUAGAAAAAAAUUAUAUAAUGAUAAAAAUAACAAUUUUAAUGACGUCACAAAAUAUAUUAUUACUUGUUGCCAUGACAACAGCGCCAGAAAACCUAAAACAAGAAAUCAUGAGUGGACUCAGUCUAACAGCCAAGUUGGGAGUGGCGUCGGGCUGGGUCAGCACCCAGGUCUGGGUGGGAGAGUGCUACCCUACAGUCAUAAGGUCAGUUUUCUAACCAGGUUAGCAGCUUUGAGUUGGAGAGUGGUAAACUAUAAUCACAAGGUCAUUUCUCUAACUAGGUUGGCAGUCAUGUUUGGGUGGGACAGUGUUACCCUAUGGCAAGCCAUCGCGUGACUUUUGGAUCCCUCUGCCAUUUUUUUGUUUUGAGCCCCUAAUAAGAGAUUCAAUUUUGUCCACCUCACUAUUUUUGCUCUGAACUAUAAACUAUGAAAGACUGUAAUGAGGGGUUGCAGGACCCUCGCAUCGAAUCUGCCCUACAGUCAUGGGCGCCCGCAGGUAGGGGCAAGGGGGGCACUUCCCCCCCCCCUGGAUUGAUUGGAUAAAAAAAUUAUAGACUAAAAUAGACAAAAAAUGUAUUAAAGUAAAGAGAAAAUAAAGAGAAAGUAACUGAGCUGAUGUCCUGUCCGUUCUUUCACCAUACCAAUACGCUACAGUCAAUUAAAACUAUAUUAAAACAUUAUUAAAAAUUUUUUGCCCACCCCCCUUGGAAAGUUAAUCGAUUUUUUUGCCCCCCCCCCCUAGAAAGUUUUCUGCGGGCGCCCAUGCCUACAGUCACAGAUUGAAGUGAAUUCAAGUCUUUGUAUAGUUAGUUGUAAUAAAAAAAUACAAUUGAGCCAUUUUGUUGAUCACGUGUUUCAAUUUAAGUUUACACUUAAAACACUAGGAAGGAGACAAUAAAUUGUUAUUUUUGUAAUUGUUUUUUUAAAAACUAAUUUUUUCUUAGGAGUUUGGGUUACGGAGUGGUGAACACAGCAGCGAGGAUUGGUGGAAUACUUGCGCCCUUUGCCAUCAAUCUGGUCAGUUAGUAUUUACAAAUAAAAUUAGCUGAUUGCUAAUGAAAUAAAUAUAUCAUCAAGCUGAAUUAGAUAAGACUAUGGCACAUAAGUCAGCGUAUAAGAAGUUCAACAUAUAAUCUACCCAUAUAUAAAUCAAGCAAUACAUAUAUCAAUACAAAAAUAUCAACCUUCAUAAAAAUCAAUUAUAGAUAAUGAGAGUGUGAGUGUUAAUUAAAACUUAAAAUUAACACUUAGUUAAUCAAUAGUGAAUGCAUUUUUUUUCAAGGACGAUAAUGCCAUCGUAUCCUACGUCGUGAUGGGUUGUCUGCUCCUAGUCUCCGUGACUCUUCUCACGCUCAUCCCAGAGACCAACAAUACAGCUCUCCAGGAUAGCGUCAGGAUGGCAGCCAGCAAUCACGUGAUCAUCGUCCCAGAAACCCCUACCUCUGGUGUCUUUAAAACCUCUUCAUUUGAAGACCUUGAAAAUGUCAGCGGAACACAAAUGAAUCAUUUCAAGACUCCUGAGAAAUGUACGGGUAACUGUGUUGAUGACGUGAAAAAUGUCAGUGAUGUCAUAGAUUCUGGGAAUACAAACCACAGAGAUAUCCAUAUCGGAAAUUCCAGUUGCAAUGACAAAAUGGGAAAUUCAAACAAAGGUGAUGACUCAGCAGCUCUGACUUCCUCUGAGCAAUCGGGAAUUUAUGAGAAUGUGGAAGAAACCAUGUGUGCACAGACUGGUGAAAAUACCCGGAUCACCCAAUCUGACGUAGCUACGCUAAUUGCAGGGAACUGUGAAAGAAAGGCAGUUUCUGAAAAACCUAAUACUAAACUUAGUAAAGCAUCACAAUUUGCUGUGGCCACACACGAACAAAAGUGCUGUGCGAAUAUUGACAAUGUUGUUGAAAAGCUAGUUUCGGACAAUGACCAACCAAUCAAAGUGCUUGAUGAAUUUGACAAUCAUGGGUUUGUUUACGAUUCAAGGCUGUAAAGAAAAAUGUAAAUAUUCGGUUUUGUCUAUUACAAAACAUCACAAAUGGGUGAUAAUAUUUGAGACGCUGUCCACAAAUUAAACCAUCACAAUCAUGACUUAUAUACUACAGCUUUGUUUUAAUUACAUGCUUUUAUUAAAUUUAUAUGUUUUAUAGAGAUAAUUUAUUUCUUCUUUUCUCAUCCGAGUGCGUUAGGGUCC